AUGACCCUAACGAAGUAUAAGACGGCGACAGAAGCGUGGCAACUAAUCACCGAUCUAGCUGAGUCUACCCGCAGUACAGGGCAAAGGACUAAUCAUCCCAAGGCUGUUGCAGAAGUUUCUGCUAGUAGUGAGACCGCUACUCUUACCAAGACUCUGAGAGAGAUGACCAAUAUACUAAGCUCUAGCGUACUCCCCUCUCAACCUUUACCCAACCCCAAGGGUGGAAUCAAUGCCAUCACCUUGAGGUCUAGAACUACAUUGCAAGAAAGGAGUCCCGAGGAGCCAAGCUCAAGAGAAGAUAUUCAAGUUGAAGAUGUUGUUGAGGUAGAAGAUGUAGAAGAAGAGGAUGAGGUACAAGAUGCAGUUGAAAAAGAAGUUGCUCAAUCAAGAAAUGGAGUGCCUAAUGGAGAUGAUGCUGUGAGAGAAUUCAUUCCCAUUCCUUUCCGACACCUUGCUAGGAGGACUAAGAAGCAAGUUGAGUUAGAUCCCAAGAUGGUAGAGAUUUUCAAAAGGGUUGAGGUAACUAUUCCCCUCUUUGAUGCUAUUUACCAAGUACCUAAAUAUGCUAAGUUUCUAAAAGAUUUGUGCAUGCAUAAAGAUAAGAUACAUGAUGUAGAAACUAUUCCUUUGGGUAGCUCCAUUUCUGCUUUAAUGGGUGCUAUACCGGAAAAAUGUGGGGAUCCCGGUCCAUAUAAGAGCGUAAUUUCAGUGGUUGGCAUUGUGGAAGACGUCUUGGUGACUAUCAAGGGGCUGAAGUUUCCUAUCGACUUCUACAUCCUAGAGAUGCCCCCUAGUGACUCCGGAAUUCCUUCGUCCAUCUUGCUUGGGAGGCCAUUUUUGAAAACUUUGCGGUUCAAAUUGGAUGCCUUCUCGGGUACCUAUUCUUUCGAGAUAAAUCGCAGAGCAGUGAGCUUCAACCUUGAUAAAGCUAUGAAGCAUCCACCGGAAGACCACUCCAUCUUCCAGUGCGAUAUUAUUGAUGAGAUUGUAGCUGAAGUUCCCAAAAAGGCAGUAGAAGAAGAGACCAUGGAGCAAGUCUUCAAGUACUUGGACUGGGCCCUUUGGCCUCUGUUAAAGCUAGUUGGGAGUGGCCAUUGA
Messenger RNA from Arachis duranensis, 1098 nucleotides. RefSeq lists its product as uncharacterized. Lineage: Eukaryota; Viridiplantae; Streptophyta; Magnoliopsida; Fabales; Fabaceae. The record is from RefSeq and is a predicted model, not a curated record. The coding region runs from base 1 to 1098 and encodes 365 amino acids. The transcript has 4 exons.